Molecule: messenger RNA, 1404 nt
Organism: Klebsormidium nitens
Lineage: Eukaryota; Viridiplantae; Streptophyta; Klebsormidiophyceae; Klebsormidiales; Klebsormidiaceae
Source: the annotation of a GenBank genome assembly
AUGACGGCCCGCUAUCAGAAGCAGAUCGCCGUCCCUGAUGGCUUCCCCAUCCUGUUGAAGGACUUUGCCAGAGAGGUCCUGCGACAGCAACCGGAGAACAUCUACACCUUUGGAGCUCAGCAUUUUCAGAGGCUUCAUGCGCAACAACAGGCCGGCGCCACACAGAGUUCGGACGCUGCUGCAGCGGCCAGCAACGGACGCCCGGAUGUAUCGUGGUUGUCCGCAUCCGAGCUGGAAGACCUCAUUUUAUCGCACUUCCUGAAAGCGGACAGUGACCGCAACGGCUAUCUAGACCCCAGGGAGUUUGCUGCGGCGAUGGAGCAGAGCGGGCUUUUCCGAUCGGAGGCGGAGCUCCUGAACGUAUUGGCGGAGUGCGACGAGAACGAGGAUGGGAACAUUCAGUACCGAGAGUUCCUGCCGAUCAUGGUGCAGGUGAUCCACGGCAUGCGCGCCAAGGCGCUGCUGGCGGCCAGCCGAAACGCGGACGAGGCCCAGGCGAGGAGCACUGUGCAGACGCAGCUGCUGCACGGAAUGCCGCGGGCGGAACUGGAGGCCAUGAUGCGAGGCGUGUUCCGGGCGGCGGACGUGAACGGAGACCGGCGGCUCGACCGGAAGGAAUUCAAGAACUGCUUACGUCACGCUGACGUGGGGCUGACCCGGCAGGAGAUCAACCUGCUACUGGCCAAGGCGGACCGCAACGGCGACGGCUCCAUCUCGUAUGAGGAGUUCCUGCCCCUAUGCUUCAAUAUCCUGGUGGAGCGCUUCUCGGACGAGCUCGUACGCGAGAAACAAGCCCGGAGUGCGGACGAUAUUGAGGUGCUGCUGGUGCAGGCCUUUGCCGCGGAGGACCGAGAGCGCACCGGUUUGCUCCUCCAGCGCCAGAUCAAGGGCGUGCUAACCGACCUGUCCCGAGAGGGGUUAGGCCUAACCCGGAUGCAAGUGCUGACGCUGAUGAGUGAAGCCGAGCCGGACGAGGAGGGUUACGUUAACUACCGCCGGUUCGCGAGCGGCGCCGCGCACAUGAUACAUUCGCUCGUCGACGUCUCGCACCAGGCGGACCGCGCGGCCGCGAUCGAGUCGCUGUCGCGCAGCGCAGGCGUGCAGCAGCUGCGCAACCUGAGCCGCGACGCGGUGCGCGGGAUCCUGGAGGAGGCGUUCCGCGCCGCCGACGAACAGGGCGCGGGCGCGCUCGAGCGAUCAGAGGUGAUCGAGGUCCUCCAAGAGUUGGCGAGCAGUCAGCUAGGGCUGACGCCGCGUGACGUCAACUGCCUAAUGGCUGCGCUCGAAGAGAACUCGGAGGGCGCGAUCGAAUACGAGCAGUUGAUUUCGUUCACCUUCGACGUGCUUCAGCAUCUGGACAGGGAGGAGUACGUGCAGAGAGUGGCCGCAGAAGCAGGGAAAUGA